Molecule: messenger RNA, 1242 nt
Organism: Photinus pyralis (common eastern firefly)
Lineage: Eukaryota; Metazoa; Arthropoda; Insecta; Coleoptera; Lampyridae
Gene: Fibp
Product: acidic fibroblast growth factor intracellular-binding protein
Exons: 4
Coding region: 97-1215 (372 amino acids)
Cellular component (GO): nucleus
Source: RefSeq, a predicted model, not a curated record
CCAUCUGGUUUAUUAUGAUUUGAAAUUAUACAAUUUAUUUAUUUACAAAAAACAUAUGAUCCGCCGUGAGCUCUCCGUUGAUACCGAUAAAAUCAAAUGUGCACAGAGGUCGACGUGUUCAUAACAAACUACACGUUGGUCGAUCCCGACAUUUACCAGCUAUGGAUAGAUGGUCGUACAGCCAGCGAAGCCGUAGCUAUCUUAAAUCAGCAGGGCCUCGGCCAACAAACCGGCGCCUCGCUCGAGCUGAUCGCGAGCGAUGUCCUCGACCAUUAUCGUACCUAUUCACUGUUGGAGAAGCUUCUCACUCAUCCGUCGAAGUUACAGGAACAGUUGGCGUUUCAAAUUGAGCCGAAAACUCAACAAUUGUUAAUUGAGAAGUACUAUGAAUUCGACGACAACGUAGCGCGGGAAUUGCUCGGCAAGAAGCUGUCGUCGAAGCAUCGCAAGGAUCUGGACGAAAUUUGCGAGAAAACGUCCGUACCGUUAAAAUCGUGUCGGCGCCAGUUCGACAACUUGAAGCGGGUUUUCAAGAUGGUCGAAGAGAUGCCCGGCUCGCUCGUCCAGAACGUCCAAAAGUACUUCAUGCUCUCGCCGGAUUUGGCCAGCAAGUACGCGUGCAUCGUCUUCCUGGCCUGCCUAAGGUUCGAAACGUCCAAACGCAAACUGCAGAGCUUGUCGUUUCCGGCGUUGAAGCGGUGCGCCGAGCAGGUCAUGAACGAGUGGACGUACACCUCGUCAGGUACUCGUUCGCAAGAAAGCGUUUUGACUCACUCAUCGGUGUUAGCAGGUCCGGACUAUUUCGACACGGAAAUGGAUAAGGAAUUCCUGCUCGACUUACGGGAUCUGCGCGUUCUGCUCGACAAAGAGAAGGAGCACAAGAGCUUGGUUUGCGCGUGCGUGAAAUCGGCGCUCACGUCGAAAGCGUACUCGGAGGCGGAGUCGUGCUUUCGCUCGUACUCGCGUUCGAUACUCACGCUGGCGACCUCGCUGCACCGCGUGAGAGAGUUGCGCAAUCUCUUUUACGACUUUUCCGUCAUUCUCGAAAACUGGAAGCACACGAUCUGGAGUGUGAACGACUUGGAGAUUUUCCUCAAUGCGUACACUAAGUGCGCGCUGAGCCUGGACGUUUUAAAGGAAGCUGAUUUGAGACAAAAGUGGGAGCGUUACAUGACUGUUGUUAGUAAUUCCUUGGUUACGAUGUACAAAAACUGAUUAUAUUAAAAUAGCCUUGUAAAAAUU